This is a messenger RNA of Hyposmocoma kahamanoa, 2133 nucleotides long. Its product is annotated as dynein regulatory complex subunit 3-like. The record is from RefSeq and is a predicted model, not a curated record. Lineage: Eukaryota; Metazoa; Arthropoda; Insecta; Lepidoptera; Cosmopterigidae. The coding region runs from base 248 to 1954 and encodes 568 amino acids. Gene Ontology annotation, molecular function: protein binding. The transcript has 9 exons.
ACUUUUAAAAUCCCUAAUACCCAUCACCAAGAUAAAAUCCGCUGUUUAUUUGAUUCCUUCUCAUUCAGCCGCAAAAGUAAUAGGAAAUCAACAAUAUCUAUGUACGCUUUGUUGUGUGUUAUAUCGUGCAAGGCAUAGGUCAAUGGUGCAAGGUAUCUAUCUAUUGUUGUCACUUGUUGCCUAGCGACAGACUUUGAUACAUAAAUAAACAUCUUGAUAAAGUUACAAUUCAUUAAAAUUUUACAAAAUGUCCACGCCGGCUAAUAAGGAUGAAGACCCGAGACGCCAGGUUAACAUUAAGGUGAAUUUAAAUGCUCUGCUCAUACAUCCCGCCAUCGAGCCUGGUGUCAUCGACAAUGCCAUGCUUACGAAGUGUAUAUUGGCAGAAGGUCCAACCGAAGAGGCAGGACGACUAUUCGCAGAAGAAGGAGUCCACCUCGACGAAGCGACUAUCGUGAGACUCGAAUUUCAGAACAUUCUUCGAAUCGACCAUCUUUGGAUGCUGACAUCACUCACCAAACUUGAUAUAGCUCACAAUCUUAUUGAGAAAAUCGAAAACCUCGAACAAUUGCCGAAUCUUAACGAAUUAGAUUUGUCAUUUAAUAAAAUAGAAAAAAUAGAAAACUUGGAAUGUUUAGUCAAUUUGGAAGUUCUUACAUUGUUUCACAAUAAAAUAAAGAAAUUAGAAAAUAUGGAUACUUUAGAGAAAUUGUUAAUUUUCAGCAUUGGUGAUAAUUUAAUUGAGGAUUUUAAAGAGAUGGCGUACCUACGAAGAUUUAGGUUUUUAAGAACAGUAAGUUUUAAAGGCAAUCCGUGCUGCGACGACCCUAUGACCUAUCAAUUUCUUAAGGCCGCGUUGGUUAACGUGACGUAUCUCGAUUAUAAAACCAUUUCUGAGGAAGAAAGGGAAUCUGGAAGAGCGAUUUUCAGAGGUCUUCUUAGAAAAUUGGACGAAGCAGACGAGAAGAGUGAAAAAGAGCGUAUUGCAAAGGAGGAGUACGACGCUAAAGUAAAGUUCUUCGGCAUGUCUUUCGUUGAAUAUCUCAGCGGACCAGAGUUGAUUGAGUCUAUGUUCGAGAAAGAUUUAGAUGGUUCGCUGUUACUCAAAGUUGGUGGAGAGGUUCUGACAUUCUACGAAGUCUAUAAAGAUCAAUAUGUGGAGACCAUGGCACAACUGGUAGAGUUCGCUCAAAAUGCGUACAACGAUAGAGAGAACGAAAUAAAACUAUAUAAAGAUCUUGUCGAUAACGCUUUAGAAAAAAGCGUGACGAAGAGCAAAAACGUGAUAACAGAAUAUGAAAAGAAGAAAGCGCCUCUUAUUACCACACUACAAGCUUUGCAAGCAAAGUUCGUUGCGAAACAAGCGACACUUGAACAGUUAGAACCACAGAUUGUGGAACUCAGUGACACUUUCAACGAAGUUCUCUAUGAUUGCUGGAGACAAUUGAUGACUAUUGAGAUGAAUCUUUUUGAGCAGUGCGAGGAAUCCCGCGUUCAGUUCUCAGUGAACAUGACGGAAAAGGUUACAAAGCUAUUGGAAGUUUCUCGAAAUGCGUUUGGGGCGUGGCGCGAACAUGAGGCCGUUUGGUCUUCGAGACAGUACGAGAGCCUUAACAAAAUGUUGGGAAACAAGAUCUUGUUAGGAGAUGCGCCACCAGAUCUUUAUGAGGUGAUGACGGACCGCGACCUGAUGGUGAACUUAGUAGCAGCGUCUUCGGAUAACCACAUGCGAUUUAUUGACGAUCGCGAAGACCUGCUCAUGACUAGAGCUAAUAAAUGGAGGGAGGUAUUAGUGGAAGGGACUAACGAAAAUGAAAUUAAGCGUAACCGAGACAGGAUCUUAGAGAUAAAUUACUACAUAGACAAUCAGCGCGAGGAGUGGACGGAUAUGCAAUUGAGUAUCACCGAAGCAAUCGACCCUGAGACAGCUGCUUUGCUUGGAGACGAAUACUGAAUCAAAAUAAUGAAUACCGCAAUCCUCAUGGAAGUAAUGAGAAAAGAAUCUUCAAUUAUACCUGCCAUUUUUGUGGUAAUCAAGAUUUACAUGAGUCGUUCUAUUUAAGCUUAGAAUAAAAUGGACGCACAGUUAAAUAUUUUGAAUCAUUGAGUUUUAAACUGAUAUCUUUGUAGCCA